AUGCGAUUCCUGGUCUUGAGUGGGGUGGACGUCACCAGAGAUGUUGGAGAUGCGGUGAUGGAGACGGCCGCCGGCCGAAACGACGUCCACUUGCUGCAGUUCCUUCUGGAGAAGGAAGUGGACUUCGCACGGGGGCUGGCUCCGAGCAAAUCACUGGAAAGCGCGGCCCGCUGCCGUAGCUGGGAGGCCCUUCACUUCCUCAUCCUCGCCCGGGCUGAUGUGUCGGGUUGGUCAGGGCAGGUUGCGCUGCUUGCGGCCGCGGACUCCAACCGCUUUGGCAUCCUCCGGGUCCUUGAGGAUGCCGGGGUAGACUUCACCUCGGAAGUCUCGAAGAUCAGCUUGGCUCAGGCGACCAACUGCCAUCGGGAUCGAUUGGAUCGCUUCCUCGAGGAGUUUGCAACACGGCGCGACGCCAAGCACACGGAUGUGGUGUCGAAUGCCCUGAAUGCCCACGCUUGCCACGUGGAGGCGGAAACGGUGGCGAAGAACUCGGACACUGUCGCGGCCGCACUGAAUCUACACCUUCACCUGCAGAGGGCCAUCCCGGAGGCCCACGCCAGUGCCGACGCAUCAGUUGUGACGGAGGCCCUGUCCCAGCACGUUCGCCUGCUCGAGGAGCACCGUUUCCAAGUGGCCUCCGCACUCGCUGGGCACCUCUUGGAGGAGAACCUCGCGGAGGGACCCGGAAGCGAAGUCGUCAGUGAGGCACUUGCCCGGCACAUUCUUUCGCUCCCCGCCGAUCAUGCUGGGGACAGUGAGUUGGGAGCCGAUGUGCAGAUUGCGGCGAAAGCCCUGGCGCGGCAGGUCCUGCAGAUUGCAACCGAGGAGAGAGGUUCCACCCUGCGCGAAGACCGGGGUGACGGCGGCGGCUGCUCUGGAGGUUCGGUUUGCAUCCCGGGCGGUGCCGAAGUCCGAGAAGACUUGGAACUCAGCGGCGUGGAGGGCGGUGGUGGCGGUGGCAGCAGCUUCGUCGCGCCAGAGGUCGAGAAAGAAGACGAGGCGGCCCUUUUGGGACAUGGACCCAUGAGCGACCCUGCUGGCUCAGCUCCCCAUGUGCAGGAGCAUGGUGAUGCGACUCGAACCCAGGACUACAUAGCGGCUGCCACCAUAGCUCUCGCACGUCACGUGGUGAACUUCUCAGUGCCACCUGCUGCACAGAGCAGCCGGAGAUCGUCCAGCUCUCAGAAAGCUGGCGGUGCAUCAACGGAGUUACCCGGAGAAGCUGACUUGACAAGCAUGGCUGCGACGGCUUUGGCUGAGCGCCUCCUUGAACUGCAGCGGGACACUGCCGUGGUAAGCAAGGCCUUGGCGCGUCAGCCUCUUCCAAGUGAACCCCGGCACUCCGGCGAUGCCAGCCAGGGCUCAAAAGAGCCAUCCGAGCCUCCGGCACCGCCACCCUGCAGCCCCCAGGCUGGAUCAUGGAGGGCCGAGGAGGUGGAGGAGGAGGCCGAGGCUGAGGUGGCAGCCUCCUUGGCGCGACACCUCCUGACACUCCAGGAGGGUUUGCCUGCCGAGGCAAGCUCUCAUAUGACCUCCCUUGCCAGUGAGGAAAUGGGCACUGCUGCUCGGGCCUUGGCGCACCACGUGCUGAACCUGGAAGGGGGCGCAGCGUGA
This is a messenger RNA of Symbiodinium natans, 1614 nucleotides long. The record is from the annotation of a GenBank genome assembly. NCBI's taxonomy places the organism in Eukaryota, Dinophyceae, Suessiales, Symbiodiniaceae.